UUUAAGCAUAAUUUGUUGACAUUGUUGAAGUUGAAACAUUAAACUGGAUAAACAAAUUUACAGCAUUGUGUAUUUGAACAUUCACGGCUUAUUUAGCGAGUUUGUUGUUACUUUAUAAUAAUAAUAGAAAUGGAUUUAUCGCCAAGAAUUCGUGACGAGACUCAAACUGAAAUUUGCAGAACAGAACUUCAGAAACAAUAUUUGUCUCCAAAAGCAAAUGCAUUCUCUAUAGAUUCAAUUCUUGGUCAAAGAAGUGUUAAAGACAGUGAAAUUGUUGAGGCACAUACAACCAGAGAUCACGAGCUUCCCGCCACACCGCCUCAUGCAGAUAGUCCACCUAAGAGUAUCAUAUCAGACGAUUCCAGUUCAGAUUAUAAAGCACGCGCAAGUACCACUCCGCCGUUGUCACCAGAACCCUACACCGGUAGUCUGCCGAAUGUAAAAUGUCGUCUGGAAACUAAAGAUCUUUGGGAUAAAUUCAACGACAUUGGAACAGAAAUGAUCAUCACCAAAACUGGAAGACGUAUGUUUCCAACCGUAAGAGCAUCAUUCUCUGGUUUAGAAGCAGAUGCUAGCUACGUCAUACUGUUAGAUAUCGUACCAAUAGACAACAAAAGAUACAGAUAUGCUUACCACAGAUCAUCUUGGUUAGUCGCGGGAAAAGCUGACCCACCCUUACCCACAAGGCUCUGUUCCCAUCCUGAUGGACCCUUUUCCGGUCUUCAGUUGCAGAAACAAACAAUAUCGUUUGAGAAGCUAAAGCUCACAAACAAUCUGAUGGAUAAAAAUGGACAGAUUAUCUUGAAUUCAAUGCACAAAUACCAACCACGCCUUCAUAUAGUAAAACGCCAACAAGAUGACAAAAGUUCUGUUACUGAUCUUGAAAAUGAAGAGUAUAGGACGUUUGUUUUCCCUGAAACUGUCUUCAUUGGGGUAACAGCCUAUCAAAACCAGCUGAUAACUAAGCUUAAAAUUGAGAGUAAUCCAUUUGCCAAAGGAUUUAGAGAUUCGAGUAGACUCAGCGAUAUUGAAAGGGAAACAAUGGAAAAUCUGUUGAACAAGCAUGGAUUUCCGAGAGUACCUUUUCCUUUUCCAAUUGACGAAGAAAGUUUGAAGUAUAGAGACACAUUUUUAUCAAGAGAUGGUAUUUUCCCAUUUGGAAUGAUGCCAACAUCAAGUCCCAUGCUACCAGGUCUACCUCUUCAUUCAUUGGAUUCUAGAAUGAUACCCAGUUAUAACAGUGUAUUGAUAAACGGCCAACCAAUGACAAGUGAACACGAAGCAAUAUUAAGAAGCAAUAUAAUCAGAAACUCUUUACAGUCAUCGCCGCCAUCUAGUCUUCAUUCAAGUCACAUGUACCGCUACCAUCCUUAUCUAUCAAAAUCGGGACAUGUUUGAGACUUCAAAAUCUUAACAUUUAGGUCUCCACUUGCGACAAUCGUAUAGAUCGACCACGGUCCAAGACUUUCGUUGUUUCAUUCUUGGAUGCUGGUUUCAUCCUGUAUUGAAUAAGUAACAAUAAGUCUAAACAAACAGUACGAGCAACCAAUGUAUACCAUGCUAGAUUAUCCUAUAUAUGGCAUGGUCAGAGCAUUGCUGAAGGGAAAAUACACCUUAAAGCCAAAGUUGUCUUAUUGACGGUAGAUUAACUUUCUUGAAAUUGAUCUAUUCGACUUACUGAUACAAGGCAGCUUUAGAUUUUUGACAUUAUGUAUUGUGAUGUGAUAAUAAAGUACUGUAGGCAAGCUUUCAAUCACUGCGAGUCUUGAAAUGCUGCAUGUUAGCCCAAAGAUUCAUGGCAUGCACUUGAAUUUAACUUAUAUUUGUGAUGAAAAACAUUGUUUUCAAAUGGUGCUUUUGAAAUAUAUAAAUUUAUAUGUGUAACUAAUUUAAUGUGUUUGAAGUUCAGUAUUGUUGAGAAUAAAUAGCAAUAAAUGUGAUAUAUGAAAAUGUGA
Mytilus californianus (California mussel) is the source of this 1955-nucleotide messenger RNA. Its product is annotated as T-box transcription factor TBX20-like. The coding region runs from base 130 to 1398 and encodes 422 amino acids. Gene Ontology annotation, cellular component: nucleus. Gene Ontology annotation, molecular function: DNA-binding transcription factor activity, RNA polymerase II-specific; RNA polymerase II cis-regulatory region sequence-specific DNA binding. The transcript is spliced from 7 exons. Gene Ontology annotation, biological process: heart development; cell fate specification; positive regulation of DNA-templated transcription. The record is from RefSeq and is a predicted model, not a curated record. NCBI's taxonomy places the organism in Eukaryota, Metazoa, Mollusca, Bivalvia, Mytilida, Mytilidae.